GGCAGGGCGAAGCGAGCGCGUCGCGUACUCGUAGCGUUCAGUCGUGUAGGCGCGUUUGCACGGGGUCGUUCUUCGGCGAUAUCGUUGCCGUUCGCGGGAACGUCCCGACGCGUCGCCGCCGAACCAGUUUGUACUAUACGCGAGCGCGUGUGUGACGUGUGCCUGGUUCAUUUCAUUCCCGAUAAUCUCGCGAGGGAUCGAGUCGGCAUAUUAUAAAGGAUAAAACAGAGGUGGGACACGAUGAGAGGCGCGUGUGGAAACAGUGUGUAGUGACCGUUGGAAACGCCGUUGGCACGCGGGACCCGAAGGAAGGCGUCGGGGAAGGGUACAGAGCGGCCCGAGAAGAAGAGGAUAGACGGCGUGGUGUGUUUCGCCGAGGACGCCGCCGGACGCGCGCUGUGGACCGCCAUUGGAGGCGGAGAGGUGGAUCGUUCGGGGACCGUUGACGAUGCUGGGAAAAUGCGUCGCGCUGCGGUCCGGGGCGAGGCCCCGUACUCUCGUCGCGCUACCCACGUCGCCACCCGUCCUCCUCACCAGCGUGCUGUUGCUACUGCUCAGCGGAACUUACGCGUCUGCAACGAGAUUGAGGCACUCAAGACACCUGGACGUGAGAUCGCAGUUUCUGGGCGAGGGUGUAUUAUCGCUCGAUGAAAAUCACAACCACAAGCCGGUGUUCUCCAAUUGCUCGAAUUACGCGCCGGUGGUGAAGGAGGAGGAACCGCCUGGCACGGUGGUGAUCCAGGUGCAUGCCGAGGAUAGGGAUCCGCCGGAGGAUGGAGGUACCAUUACAUACAGCUUCGUGACUGGUCCUGAGGAAAAAUUAAAAUUCAAAAUCAACAACAAGACGGGCCUCAUCACGACGACCCAGAUGCUCGACAGGGACGAACCCGCCAGAGAGAAGGAGGCUUAUCUCACGGUACUCGCAACCGACAAUGGAAAGCCGGAGCUGGAUGACGUGUGCACAUUUAAAGUCACUAUCGAAGACGUCAAUGACAACGGACCAGUCUUCGACAAAGUGGUCUUCCGUGGAUAUGUGUGGAAGGCAUACACGGAAUCUGUGCCGCAAGAUUUACCGGUGGGUCGCCAGGUCAUGCGAGUUUCUGCCACCGAUAUCGACAAUGGCAACAAUUCCGUCGUACGGUAUAGUCUGUCUCCUAAGAGACCGGAUGAUGCUGUAUACUUUCGGAUCGACCGCGAGUCCGGUGUCAUAUUCCUCAACAAGGCUAUAGACCGGAAUCCAGAUUACACAUUUAGUAUGACGGCGAGGGCCGAGGAUCUUGGCGAAUUCCCGCAGAGCAAUAUCAUUGAGCUUAACAUACGGGUUGUGGAAUCGCAUAAGAAGGCGCCAACUUUUCUACCGAGGUCACCGGAGCCGAUCAGACUUAAGGAGAAUUUUAACGAUUUCGAUUCUAGCAUUGUCCGUUUGAAAGCGGUUUCCAACAUCGAAAAUUCUAAUAAUUCGGACGAUUCGUCUCUAACGUUUGAGCUCGUGACCGGCCGAACAGAACAGACCAACAAGGGGAACACUUUUAGAUUGGAAUCCAAUAAAGAUGUAGCAGAUAUCAAGCUCUCUCGCCAUCUUGAUUACGAGAGUAACACGCAAUACUCAUUAAUAGUGAGAGUACAAAACGAGUAUCAGUUAGCUGCUGAAACGGUGGUCGAUAUCGAAGUUCUAGACGUAAAUGACAACAUUCCAGUCUUCCGUGAACUCAAAACAGGAAGCGUGUUAGAGAACGAACCUCGAGGAGUUUCUGUGAUGCAAGUGCGAGCCAUUGACUUUGAUGGAACGUCCGCUAAUAAUCAGGUUAGCUACAAGUUGGAGAACUUCAAGGACCUCUUUGCCAUCGACCCGCAAACUGGUAAUAUCACUACGUUAGUGACAUUCGACAGAGAAGUAAAAAAUAUCUACAGUGUGAAAAUAAUAGCAACGGAUAAUGCUCCGAGUGCUUUGCGCAAAAACGGCGAGCACAAUGAAGGAAAACAGGAUUUCCAAAUCGAAAUCGCUGAUAAGAACGACAAUCCGCCUCGUUUUACCCGGAAAGUGUACACUCAUAAUUCGAUUGACGAAAGCGCCGACAUUAACACGGCCGUGACUGAAGUCAAAGCCAACGAUCCCGAUACGGCGAGCUCUGUCACGUACAGCAUCAUAUCGGGAAACACCGACGACAGUUUUUAUAUUGAAGCUAUAUCGGGAGUGAUUCGCGUGAACAAGCCGCUCGAUUAUGAAAAAAUCACCAAGUACAAUUUGACUGUGAGAGCGUCCGACGGUGUGUUUAAUGACACGGCGCAAGUCGAGAUUUUUGUCGAAAACGUUAAUGACAAUUCGCCGGUCUUCGAAGACUUCAACAAAAAUCCGACGAUAGAGGAAGAAAAAUUGGUGGACGGAUGUAUCACCACUGUGGUGGCUUAUGACCCUGAUAUCGAAGAUAGAAAUGCCGAUCAGCAUAUUGCCUACUUCAUCGUCAAGGAAGAACAACGGCCCUUAAUAGGAAUCGACAAAAUAGGCUGUAUGAAAUUGAAAAACCCAUUAGAUCGUGACCCACCGAAUGGUCACGUUACGUGGAUUGUCUCCGUAAUGGCAAGAGACGAGGAUGAUUCGCCUACGGCUCUUAGGUCCACGGUGCAGGUUAAUAUUACUCUCAUAGAUAUCAAUGACAACGCACCAUUUCUCGAUAUGCCUUACCCAGUAAUUUGGGGUGAAAAUAAACCACCCAGCAUGAUAACCGAGCUUAGAGCACGAGAUUAUGACUCCGAGGAGAAUGGCCCGCCAUUUGAGUUCAAAAUUGACAUCACUGCGGACCAGGAAAUCACAAAAAAAUUUGAUAUACGCGAGACUAGUUUAUAUGCGCGAGUGGUGUUUGAUCGAGAGGAGCGGAAAAGUUACGAUAUACCGAUCGCAAUCACGGACAGUGGUGUGCCACCUAUGACGGGUACUUCGACGCUUACUGUGAUCAUAGGCGACGAGAAUGAUAAUCCUAUGCGGGAGGGCUCGAGUUCUAUAUUUGUUUACAAUUAUAAAGGAGAAUCUCCUGACACGGAAAUCGGACGCGUUUAUGUUAAUGAUCCGGAUGAUUGGGAUCUGCCGGACAAAUCUUUCGAUUGGGCUUCUCCUCACGACGGUUUCCAUCUUAAUACCAGUACCGGUAUGAUCACUUUACUGUCGGGUACAUCAAACGACACCUUCGUGUUGAAAUUUAUCGUCACCGAGAAAGGCCAAACUAUUCCAUUGCAUCAAGUACAUGCCUACGUGAACGUCACUGUCAAGGAACUUCCCGAAGAAGCUGUUGACAGAUCCGGUUCCGUACGAUUUCAUGGACUGACGGCGGAGGAAUUUGUGGAACCUGACGAAUCGGGUGUCAGUAAAAAGGAGGUAUUCCAAGAGAAAUUGGCAACUAUGCUGAAUACAUCGGUCGAGAAUGUCGACGUGUUCACUGUACUUCAUUCGCCUCAUCACAACAAUAGAAGCUUGUUGGACGUCCGAUUUUCGGCGCAUGGCAGUCCGUAUUACGCUCCCGAGAAGUUGAAUACGAUUAUAGCGCAGCAUUCGAAAGAAAUCGAACGGGGGAUGAAAGCGGAUAUCUUAUUGAUGAACAUUGACGAGUGCCUAUUCGAGAAGCUCCACUGCAACAAUUCAUGCCGCAACUUCUUGAACGCCAGCACCGUUCCAUAUGUCGUCUACACCAAUACCAGUUCAUUUGUCGGUGUUAGGGCGGUCGUAGAUCCGCAGUGCACUUGCCACGUAGCGGAACCUAUCGUCUGCUUGAACGGUGGUACGCCUCUGGCAGAACGAUGUGAGUGUCCGCCUGGUCUAGAAGGGCCGAAAUGCGAACUGCUGGGCAUUGGAUUUCACGGAGACGGUUGGGCUAUAAUGCCGCCGCCUGGUCAAGCUUGCGACGACUCACAUUUAGGAUUGGAGAUAACGCCACACGUGGACAAUGGUCUUGUAUUCUAUUUCGGUCCCAUGACUUACAAUCCGAAGCUUGGAAUUCAGGAUUUCAUGUCUUUGGAACUUCAACAUGGCUUCGCUGUAUUGUAUGUUGACUAUGGAACGGGCACUGUAAGGCUAGAUCAGAGACAAAUCAAAUUAACGGACGGCAAGAGGCACAGAAUAGACGUUUACUGGAAGAAAACUUCGAUAGAGAUGAUAGUCGAUAAGUGCGGCAUAUCCGCUUGCAUGAGUCUCACUGCACCGCAAGGCACCAGUGAAUUUUUAAACGUUAACAGUCCGAUGCAAGUAGGUGGUACAUUGACUAAUUUAGCGCACUUAGCAUCAAGUUUGAAAUGGGAUCAUAAACCAACUGACAAAGGAUUUGUUGGCUGUAUACGCAAUAUGACAUUCAAUGGAAAUACGUUUAAUUUAGGUAUGCCAUCGCUGUCCAGAAAUGCGGAUCCUGGCUGCGAUCAUGGCAUGGCAAAGGCCAUCUCGUUCGGAAUUGACACGAAUUUUAUAGUAGCUAUUUUAGUUUGCGUCUUGAUAUUGUUAAUAUUGCUCGUGGCGGUAGUUGUGCAUAGGAGAAAGACGGAUGAUCUGUAUAAAGAUAUGGAUGAUAUCAGAGAAAAUAUUAUUAAUUACGAGGACGAGGGAGGCGGUGAGACUGAUGCGGGUUAUGAUUUAAACGUCUUGAGAGCCAUUUACGACGCACCACCUAUUGAUUCUAAGAUAGCUCCAAUUGGCCUACAGGGUAGAGGAACCGACGAAGUUCCAGACAUUUGUGGCUUUCUAGAUGGAAAGAAAGAAAGCUGCGAUAAAGAUCCCGAUACAAAUCCAUUCGACGAUGUAAGGCAUUAUGCUUACGAGGGAGAAGGGAAUUCCGAAGGCGACCUAUCGUCAUUAGCUUCGUGCACUGAUGAUGGAGAUCUCAAUUUUAAUUAUCUAUCUAAUUUUGGACCAAGAUUUAGAAAAUUGGCAGAUAUGUAUGGAGAAGAUCCAAGUGACGAGGAAAGUGACGGAGUCGGUGAACGAGAGAGCGAAAGCUGGUGUUGAGUUUUCCUAAAUGACAACAUAGAUAUAAAAUUUUAACGCAGAAAAUGCACACAGCUUGCAGAUUCGCUCCCGAUUGUGAUUCAUGUAACCAUAAUUAGGAGCAUACACGCCGCAGAGUUUACACUGUGCAGGUUCGUGCGUUUCCACAGCCCCAGCUUCCAAUUAAUUGGAAAGAAACGAGGUU
Molecule: messenger RNA, 5168 nt
Organism: Temnothorax curvispinosus
Lineage: Eukaryota; Metazoa; Arthropoda; Insecta; Hymenoptera; Formicidae
Gene: shg
Product: DE-cadherin
Exons: 17
Coding region: 449-4984 (1511 amino acids)
Biological process (GO): homophilic cell-cell adhesion; adherens junction organization; cell-cell junction assembly
Cellular component (GO): catenin complex; plasma membrane; adherens junction
Molecular function (GO): calcium ion binding; cadherin binding
Source: RefSeq, a predicted model, not a curated record